This is a messenger RNA of Sinocyclocheilus anshuiensis, 1752 nucleotides long. Its product is annotated as acetylcholinesterase collagenic tail peptide-like. The record is from RefSeq and is a predicted model, not a curated record. Lineage: Eukaryota; Metazoa; Chordata; Actinopteri; Cypriniformes; Cyprinidae. The transcript has 17 exons. Gene Ontology annotation, molecular function: extracellular matrix structural constituent conferring tensile strength. Gene Ontology annotation, biological process: extracellular matrix organization. Bases 71 to 1684 code for a protein of 537 amino acids.
AAUUAUAUCUGUCAGUUUGUUGGCGUGUAGUAUUAAGUGUAUAGUGGUAGUCCGGGGGUCUAAUCUUGGCAUGAGGGGCUGGAGAGGGCGGAUCAGAUGUCAGAUCCCUGACUGUAAUAGCAGUCGCGCCUGGAGAUUCCCACAGACUCCGUGGGAAGCAUUCUUACGACUUAAUAACACAGCCGCACUGACAGACGAGACCGAGACAGCAGAAAAUAGGGUGUGUGAGAGAGAGAGCUGCUGGCAUUUCAAACUGGAUGGGAGAGGGCGGACACCGACUCAGAUCUGUGUAUUUUUGACACACUCGUACAGGAACAUGGCCAUGAGCAGGAUUGGGAUACAGCUGCAGUUUCUGCUGUACUCGGUGUCAGCCUACCUUUCACCGUACAAUCUGGAAAAUAUCCUCCCGAUUCCUACAGACCGGGAUCCAAAUGAUAUCUUGAAAAGAUUUGACCCUUGUUGUCUGCUGACCCCGCCUCCCCCUCCUUUGUUCCCGCCCCCUCCUGGUGUCUGGAAAAGAGAGCCUAUCUUGCCUAGUCAUGUGGAGGGGACGAGAGUAAGAGAGGAGGAUGGGGAGCAGGUGAAGGAACUCUGUGUGGCGGGACCACCAGGACCUCCUGGACCUGUUGGACCACAGGGUCACAGUGGCAUCCCAGGGAUGGAGGGACCCAAAGGAGAUAAGGGUGACAUUGGAAGACCAGGGUCAAAGGGUCGUACUGGGCGUCCGGGUCUGCCUGGGAAACCAGGUUCUUCAGGGCUGCCCGGCCCAGAGGGACCUAAGGGCGAGAAAGGAGACCCAGGGCUGAUGGGAAUGCCAGGAAUGAGGGGAUCACCUGGACCUAAAGGCUUUCCAGGCAAUAAGGGUGAGAAGGGAGCACGGGGGGAUUCUGGACCUGCAGGUCCAAAAGGAGACAAGGGAGCAAAUGGACUGCCUGGGAUGCUGGGACAGAAGGGUGAAAUGGGACCCAAGGGUGAGUCUGGCGUCCCAGGGAAACGUGGCCCUACAGGACGACCAGGCAAGAGAGGCAAACAGGGGUCUGAUGGAGACAGAGGUUUUCCAGGGCCAGUGGGUCCCACUGGUCCACCUGGACCCAGGGGCCACCCAGGACCUCCUGGGGUACCUGCAUCAGGGCUGUUUGUAGUUGGAGAAAAAGGUGAGAAGGGAUUGCCCGGUCCUCCUGGAGUCUGCGACUGCAGCUUCCCUUCUCUCAGUCCAGCCAGUGCCCCGUUACAACACCGUAACAAAUAUGACAAAGUUCCAGCGAUAUUCGUUGUGGGCAGUGAGGAAGAGCUAAAAGGUCUCCAGGAAGAUAACGCACUUGCCUUCAGGAAGGAUCAGAGGUCUCUUUACUUCAGGGAUGAAAAUGGAUGGAAGCCCAUUCAGCUGAUGCCGCUCCAGGCGACUGAGAGGAUGAGGGAUGGGAAUGGAGUCUGCGGUGAUGGAGAGGUGCAGGAACUCAACGGGGAAGAAUGCGACGACGGAAACAAGGUUGUUACGGAUGACUGCGUAGGCUGUAAAAAGGCAUACUGUGGCGAUGGAUAUCGUAAUGAGGGUGUGGAGGAGUGUGACGGGAAAGACUUUGGCUACCAGACCUGCAAAUCAUAUCUGCCCGGCACCUUUGGGCAGCUCAGGUGCACCGACUCCUGUUUCAUCGACUCAACCGGCUGUAAAUACAGGACCUGAGGCCUACAAAAGUCACACAUUCACACUGACACACACACACACACACACACACACACACACACACACAC